Arachis ipaensis is the source of this 560-nucleotide messenger RNA. NCBI's taxonomy places the organism in Eukaryota, Viridiplantae, Streptophyta, Magnoliopsida, Fabales, Fabaceae. The record is from RefSeq and is a predicted model, not a curated record.
ACAGAGAAAGAGGGAGACUCUGUCGCGGCGUCAUCGUGCCGGACCGCCGCGCGUGAGGAGCCGGGCUGUCGCUGCAUUUCCCGUCGCAGAGGAGAGAGAGAGAGGUCGCGCGAUGUUGAGGGUGGGAGAUGCGGACCAGUGGCGCGUGCAGGAACGCGACCCACUACGCGGAGCUAUCGAUACCGUUUCUGCCACCGGCAAGCCUCGGUUAGCAUCGCCGGAGCUUUCGCCCGUUUCUGUCGCUGGGGAACCUUACUGCCGUCACUGGAGAACCUCGCUGCCGUCGCCGGAGAACUCUUCCGAUGACCCACCGGAGCUUCUGGCCGCCGCCGGAGCUGUUGCCGGGGCCGGUUCGAAAUCGCAGCUGCUUCGUGUUGUUAUUCCGAGCUGUUUAUGCUGCUGCGAAAAUGUGUGGGGCUGUGCUUUGAAGCUGCCUUUGAUUUCGAGUUGAGGCAAAAAGAACUUAUGAGGCGUUUGGAUUAUGAAUUUGCAUUUUGAGGUAGGGGCGCUUUCCAAAAACUAUAUUCUUAUAUACUGGAAUUAUUACAUAUGGAUACUGA